CGUGUGGAGAGAAGGUUGCUAUAUGUGGCUGAGUUGUGUAUUCAAGGAAAAAGGACGACCUCUUCCAAGAGCAGAAUGAUGGUAUGGAUGUUCCUGACUGAUCGAGGAUCUUACUUGAGGGAACAGGAAUCAUAGCAGACCUGGAUGUACACAGAGCCUGUGCCAUGCUCAUGAGGCUGAUACACGCACUCAACCUCAGCUACCCAAAAGAACUGGAAACCAUUAUUGAAGUGUUUCAAAAGAUAUUCCUCCGGUUGAAGGCCAGGCCAAAGGCUCUCGGCUUGCCCCUUUUAGCCUGGACCAUGGAACCUUGUCAUGGGAUUAUGAAAGCUUUCCCCAAAGUUAAAAGAGCCAGAAUUUCUCAGGGAAAGGAUUCUCCUCUUUUAAAGAAGAAAGCUGAUACAUUUGAUGUGACAGGAAAUAUAUUUAGAAACACCUCAGUCUACAUCCUGCCUGCUGGAAUCGGAAAUGCGAGAUGUGAAAUCUUCCAAAAUCAAAUUCAACAGAAUGGAGGCCGGACAGAGAGGUCGUUGUGUACAGGUGUCACUCAUGUUGUUGUUGAUGACAACAUGGAGCAAGACCGAGCUCUGCGCCUCCUUAAGGUGGAUGCAAUGCCCCCUGGCGUCCAUCUAGUGAAAUGCAGUUGGCUAAGCGGCUGUAUUAGUGAGAAGCAACUCUUGGAAGAAACAAGCUACAGCAUCAUUUUAACAAAAAGCGAUCUUGAGACUCCACAAGAAAAUAACCAUUUGUUGGACGACAAACCCACAGCUGAAAUUACUGUAAAGCCAGAGUGUGAUCAAAGCAAGGAAGAAGAGAAAAUAGACACGGGUGGAGCAGACAAAAAAGAAGUGGUGCGAGGAGAAGAUGACGGUGUCUCUCAGAUACACCUGGAAGCUCUAAUCACUGGCCAGCACCCAAAAGAUGAGACUCCUGGGCUCAGCCUUGAUCCUGGUCCUGACACUGCCACACAUACGGUGGUGUCAGGGAAGUGGGUCUGUGCCCAGUCUUCUCAAUCCAAAAGUAAUAACUUCAACAAACACCUCACUGACAAACUCGAGCUGCUGGCCAAGGCUUAUACACACCAGGGGGACAAGUGGAGGGCACUGAGCUACUCCAAGGCUGUCAAUGCACUGAAGAGCUAUCACAAGACCGUUACAUCCUAUCAGGAGGCGUGUCUUAUACCAGGAAUUGGCAAGCGCAUGGCGGACAAAAUAGAUGAAAUUAUGGAAAGCGGUCAUCUGCGCAAACUAGAUCACAUUGGGGAGGCUGUGCCAGUAUUGGAGCUUUUCACAAACAUCUGGGGUGCAGGAACCAAGACAGCACAACUGUGGUACCAACAGGGAUUCCGUACUUUGGAGGAUGUUCGCACCAAAGCCCACUUAAGCCAUUCUCAGAAAAUAGGACUCAAGCACUAUGACGACUUUCUGGACAGAAUGCCCAGGGAAGAAGCUGCAGCCAUUGAGAAAGUGGUAAGGGAUGCGGCCCUGGGUAUAGAUUCCGGCCUUGUGGCAAUGGCUUGUGGCUCCUACCGCCGAGGGAAGACCACAUGUGGAGAUGUUGAUGUUCUGAUAUCACACCCUGAUGGGAAGUCCCACAGGGGUAUUUUUAACAAAGUGCUUCAGGUCCUCCAUGACAGCGGCUUUUUGACUGAUGACCUGGUGAGCCAUGAGGAAAAUGGAGAUCAGAAGAAAUACAUGGGUGUGUGUCGUCUGCCAGGACCAGACCGCCGCCAUCGUAGGUUGGACAUUAUUGUGGUGCCCUAUCAAGAGUUUGCCUGUUCUCUAAUGUAUUUUACAGGCUCUGCACACUUUAAUCGCUCAAUGAGAGCCCUGGCGAAAACCAAAAAUAUGAGCUUGUCAGAGCAUUCGCUUAACAAAAGUGUAGUACGCCAAGGUAGCGCCAAGGUGCAUGCUGGCACACCUCUACCUACACUUACAGAGAAGGAUGUGUUUAAUCUGUUGGGUAUACCAUACAGAGAGCCUGGUGAAAGGGACUGGUGAUGGUUUCUGGGACAUUUGAACUCUUCACAACAGAUUGUUGAUUCUAGCGCCACCUAUAAUAUUGUCUGCCUCUAGCGGAUUUGUCUGCUUUUUUACACUGUCAUCAUGCACACAUGGAAAAAAACUUGCUUCAGAAAGUUUGGUACUCAAGCUUAAUGAACAUGCACAUGAAAAAAUAGAUUGUUUUUAUUUGCACACUAUUUUACUCAGCUAAUACAAUGAACACAAUCUUAAAUCAUGGAACCUGUCACUAAUAAAAUAUUUUAAACAAAGUACAUGAAAUCAAAGUGGAAUAUUUAAUACAAACACUAUUUUUUGCUAAAUAUUUCUCUUUGUCCCCUUGAAGUGACUGUUCUAAUCCCUUUAACAGCUCAGUACACUGAAAAGUGUCACACAGUAUAUGGUAGGUACAAAGGGAUGUUUAUUUGCCUUAAAAUGUGGCUAAGAAUAGUAUGGUUUUAAAUGUUUAUGUGACACUUUUUGUCAUACAAUGGUUUGUAAAGACAAUCAUGUUCAUGUGUAAAAGUGAUUCCCUCAUUAGGACUUUACCCUGGCUGCCUGCUAAUUCACCCUUUGACCAUCUGAGGCUCCUGAUGCUUGUCAAAUACAUUACUGCUGCUGUUGCCAGGCAACACUUCUUCCUGCAUUCCCCUUCGACUUGUCUGAUGUGCAUUCAAGUUGUUACUUGGGCUUCUAGAACCACAAAAGCACGUCUAGCAGUGAGUGUUGCCU
Molecule: messenger RNA, 2732 nt
Organism: Nerophis lumbriciformis (worm pipefish)
Lineage: Eukaryota; Metazoa; Chordata; Actinopteri; Syngnathiformes; Syngnathidae
Gene: poll
Product: polymerase (DNA directed), lambda
Biological process (GO): double-strand break repair via nonhomologous end joining
Cellular component (GO): nucleus
Molecular function (GO): DNA binding; DNA-directed DNA polymerase activity
Source: RefSeq, a predicted model, not a curated record